Molecule: messenger RNA, 2159 nt
Organism: Ostrinia nubilalis (European corn borer)
Lineage: Eukaryota; Metazoa; Arthropoda; Insecta; Lepidoptera; Crambidae
Exons: 3
Coding region: 67-399 (110 amino acids)
Source: RefSeq, a predicted model, not a curated record
UCCUGCGCGCAUCGCACACCCGCACGUUGCAUUUUAUGUUCCCUGAGCACUACCCGCGUUGUGACAAUGACGAAGGUGCUCAUUCUCCUGCUAGUCCUGUGCGCUUUCGCCACAGCCAUGGUGCCAAGAGAGAGGCGAGCCGUGGACCUUGAGGAGUUGCCCGCGAGCAGCAGCACCACCACCGCAGCUCCCAACAUCUGCGCCCCGACCACCCCCUGCGGCUGGUCCAUAUAUAAGCCCCAAAUCAAGAUCAUCGAUAUGUUCGUCGUCAACGGCUAUUGCAUUUGCGAGGAAGGAUUGAACUGCGCGAUCGACGAGGACGACAAGUCGGUGAGCACAUACGUGCACAGAUGCCGCCAGCCCGGCAGCGUGACUGAAAUUAGCAUUAAGAAAAGAUAGCAUGUUAGGACUCCUCUCGUCUUUACAUAAGCUGCAUUCCACGUCGCCAGCAGCUAUUCACACACACCCCAAAGGGCCCUAUUUCGAAAUCGAAACCUCAUAAAGUCACAUCAACAAAAGCAAGAUACAUCUAGGCCUCAGAUUGACUGAAUUUCAGGACCGCUUUAUUCAACAAACUGAAAUGAUCGCUUUUUCUAUCGGUUAAGAUAAAGGCAAACUUAAUUAUUUGUUUUGUAAUUUUAAUGUUUUUAAUUCUAAUAAUAUUUUGUUUUUUUUUUGUAUACAAAUACAUAUUAUAAAAGUUUUUAAAACAAAAAUGUAGUUACGUUACAGAAAGGAUUAUGACCAAAGUUACUUUUUUUAUUGUCAUCGUUAAUCCUUUUAAUCUGCAAUGUUCUAUCAUGACGAAAUGAAAGUAUUUAAUUUUGUUUGUAAUGACCAACAAAUACAAACUUUGUGGGGGUUUUGACAAGAAAAUGAGCCUUAGGCUAGAUGACAAAAUUUCAAUUAUUGUCCGUCAGAUAGUUAAUUAGAAAAUACUCGUAUUUUUUAUUUUCUUUCUUAAUUAAAUGAUAACACUAAUACCACAGCUACUACAUAGAGUUGAAAUGGCGUGUUACGUCACGCCUAUGUAGAAUUUUUACUUAAAAGUGACGUCACACGACCUUUCAUCUCAAAUGUAAUUAUUCGAUUAUGAAAAAAAAUAAAAAAUAGGUAGGCAUACGUGCCCAAUAUUUUUUAUUAUCUGUCUGAUGGACUAAAUCGAAUUUAGAUUUCAUUACCAGUCAUCAUUCGCUUUUUUUGUUUCGUACGAUAAGUUUUUUAGAUUAUAAGGCUGAUUCAAGAAUAUGCCGAGGUACCACUGCUAGUCCUCGGUUUCUGAGGUUACAUCCAAUUUGCUUUUUAUUCUAAUAUUUUUCAGUAUUUGUUUUGUUAGGUGAUUUGCUAUGAUUUUUAUGUUCAUUAGUGUCAACAAAGUUUAGAAGUUAAUUUUGACACUUAACUCAGAAACCGGGGUUCGAAAAUUAGGUUCGGUCUACAAAAGUUGGUAAACUUUAAAUCGUUAUGGUGGCAGGUUGAAACCUGGACCAUUCCUUGAUUCAAUCCGUCAUCAAAACAAUUUACUCAAAUUGUGGGUGCUUUCCAGAUGUUUGUAGCCUAAACUAAAUAAGGUAUAGGUACUCACAUUGCUAUGUGGCGUGCAUAGGUAUGCGUGUGACUUUUGGAUGAGAUAGUGGAGACAUAGAAAGGAGAGAUCCUGAUGACCAACCCAUGUUAUUCGAAUGUUGUAAUAGGUAUGGCCACGUAGCAAAGUGAAUAAUAUUCCUGUGGUAGUAGCCUCAAGCGUAAAGUUCCUUACUCGGCAUUUCCUUCCACAUCUAUUAUGUUCAGAGCGAAUAAAAUAAAAUAAAUUUAGGCAAGAAUUAACAUAAGUACUGUGACCUAAAUCCUUAAUAAUUAUAAUUUGAUAAUGCCUUUGUUUUAAGUUCUGUUGUCAUCAAUGAAAAAUAUUAUUAUUUUACUGAUCUGUUCUAUUGCAGUUAAUAAUUCCGCCUCGCUAUUAAUUAUUAUUUUUAAUGUAAUGUACCUACCUCAUACGUCACCUUUUACUAUCAACUUUAAUAGAAAAUGAAUAGGUAGGUACCUACUUUUUAAUCUGUAUAAGUAUAAUUCAUAAAUUACUAUAAAUAAAUGUACUUAUUAUUAGAUUAAAUUAGAAUUAACUAUUUGAUUAAAUAAAGAACAAAAUUGAUUAUUGA